Cuscuta epithymum is the source of this 561-nucleotide messenger RNA. NCBI's taxonomy places the organism in Eukaryota, Viridiplantae, Streptophyta, Magnoliopsida, Solanales, Convolvulaceae. The record is from the annotation of a GenBank genome assembly.
CAACAACAACAAAUGCCGACGACCAUUGACGAAGAGGAGCUUGAGGAUGAAGAUGCGGAGGAAUUGGAACCGGAGACGGCCGAGGAGGAGGGUGCCGGCAGCCACGACGCCGACGCGCCUGCCUCAUCCCAAACCGCCACCGGUAAUAAAAAAAAGUAAGUCUGAACUAAUGAAAAAUAAUUUUGAUAAAUGGAAGGACCCACAAACCGGCUAUUGGCACGCAACUUGCAAGUGGUGCAACAACAAUUAUAGUUUGGGAACCUCCGGCGGAUACGGAUCCGCCGCAAUGCAUCUUAAGGCAAAGCACCCCGUGGAGUAUGCAAAAUUAGGCGGCGGAACGGGGAAGCAAACUCAAAUAUCGAGGUUUGCGAAUUCUCAACCUUUUGGUAAUUUCUCCUACAAUGAUGCACAAAAUUUGACUGGUAUGGCUAACUUAAUUUGUGAAGAAAAUUUGCCUUAUUUGUUUUCUGAAAGUCUUGCUUUAAGAGAUUAUGCACAAGGUAGUUUAAAUCCUCAAUUUAGAAAUUAUAGUCGCAAAACUGUUAAGAAAGAAAUAAUAAG